Oppiella nova is the source of this 2937-nucleotide messenger RNA. Lineage: Eukaryota; Metazoa; Arthropoda; Arachnida; Sarcoptiformes; Oppiidae. The record is from the annotation of a GenBank genome assembly.
GGCACACCUAACAAGACUGACUACAAUAAGUCCACAUAUAAUCCCAAAUGGGAUGAAGUGGUUCCUCUACUGGUGUCUCCCUAUUCCUUCAUUCAUCUGCGAGUGUUUAACCACAACUCAAUCAAAAGGGACGCCCUGUUAGGCGAGGCCACGAUCGAUAUCUACGACCUGUUGACCCGCAAUAGCGGUCACUUCGAGCGGCUGGCCUGUCCUCUGCAGCUCCAGUCGCCCACCAGUAAUGGCCCGAAAACGAGUCGAAAUCCGUGUUAUUUGUAUACAAUGUUGGAUGGCUUGCGAGUCGAGAUGAAUAGGUUUCCACCUAAAGAGACACAAAUGCAAAGGCCGUUAGGCGUGAGGCCUAUCAGUGACGGCGACACAAGUAGUCCGUCGUCGUCGUCAACACCACUAUUGCCUCGAAUUGUCGAAUCGGAUGCAAUGGCGCCCAACACCAACACCAACGUCAACACCGCCGCCGCAGCUCAAGACGGGUCGGCCACCGCUGGCGAUACCGUGACCGCCAACGGAGUCGUUCCCAACGGAGUGUCUAAUGGUGUGCCCAAUGGUGUCAACUCUAUUAUCAGUUCACUUCCUCAGUGGUCACUAAACGAUCCAAAUCCUAACCUAAGAGUCGCGAACCCAUACCAAACUGUCAAUAGUAGUAGUGUUAGUAAUAAUAGUAGUGCCGCACCGGCACCACCGCAACAGAGGGUAGAGAAUGACGCUACUGUCACUGCGCCCCGACCUAGUCCUGUGCGAACGGCUCCACAACUACCACCACCACCACCACCACAGGUACCGUUGCCUCCCGUGGCGCCGCCCCCAGCCUCUCAACCAGCGGCCGCUGCACCGGCGGUUGACGAAGAGCCCCUCCCCACGGGUUGGGAGAUUAGAUACGACUCCUUCUCGCGAAAGUAUUACGUCGACCACAACUCGCGGUCCACCACUUGGGAGAGACCGCAACCAUUGCCUCCCGGAUGGGAAAUGAGACGCGACAACAGGGGACGGGUUUAUUACGUCGACCACAACACUAGGACGACCACAUGGCAGAGGCCAACCCCCGAACACGUCCGCAAUUUCCAGCACUGGCAGUCACAACAGGGCUCUAUUAUGCAACAGUGCGGUCAAAGGUUUCUCUACGACCACUCAAAUAAUAACGGGUCGGUCGCCAACGGGACGCCAAACACCGCCACCACUACCACGACGACGACCACCGAAGAGGACGCUUCGCUCGAAGCCCUUCCAGAGGGUUGGGAACGACGUGUGGACCCCAGCGGACGCGUCUAUUUUGUUAACCAUAAGAAUAAAACGACUCAAUGGGAAGAUCCGCGAACUCAAGGAAAAGAGACGCCAAACCUGGCGGCGGAUAUCCCACUGCCUCAGGGCUGGGAAAUGAAGUACACGACCGAAGGGACGCCUUAUUUCGUGGACCACAACACGAAGACGACGACUUUCAACGACCCGAGAGGACCAAAGAUAGGCAAAGGCCAGUACGGGGUGCCCGCGGCCUACGAGCGCUCAUUCCGCUGGAAGUUAACGCAAUUCCGCUAUUUGUGUCAUUACAACGCCCUCCCAAGUCAUAUCAAGAUACAGGUGGCGCGCGCCAACAUCUUCGAGGACUCCUUCCACGCCAUUAUGAGGGUUCCGCCCCAUGAGCUCAGGCGUAGGCUUUUCAUCACAUUUAGAGGCGAGGAGGGCCUCGACUACGGAGGCAUUGCCAGGGAAUGGUUUUUCCUACUAUCGCAUGAAGUGUUGAACCCAAUGUACUGUCUGUUUGAAUACGCCGGCAAAAACAACUAUUCACUGCAGAUAAACCCGGCCUCCUCUGUAAAUCCCGAUCACUUGCUUUACUUCAGAUUUAUUGGACGAUUCAUUGCAAUGGCUUUAUUUCAUGGAAAGUUCAUAUACUCUGGUUUUACUCUACCUUUUUAUAAGCGAAUGUUAGGCAAAAAGCUGGUCAUGAAAGACAUCGAAUCAAUUGAUCCCGAGUUCUAUAAUUCUCUGCUUUGGAUUAAGGAGAAUUCAGUGGAAGAAUGUGGACUCGAAUUGUAUUUCUCAGUAGAUUUCGAAAUCUUAGGACAAAUACAAUCGCAUGAAUUGGUUCCGAAUGGCGGCGACAAACGGGUCGACGACCAGAACAAAGACGAGUACUUAAGACUAAUGACUGACUGGAGGUUUAGUAGAGGCCAAGAAGAGCAGACAAAAGCAUUUUUAGACGGUUUUAAUGAAGUCCUACCACUCGAAUGGUUACACUAUUUCGACGAAAGGGAACUGGAGUUGUUAUUGUGUGGUAUGCAGGAGAUAGACAUCGAGGACUGGCAGCGGAACUCCAUUUACCGGCACUAUACAAGAAACUCGAAGCAAAUCAUAUGGUUUUGGCAGUUCGUGAGGGAUGGCUGCGAUAAUGAGAAACGGGCCCGACUUCUGCAGUUCGUCACAGGCACGUGUCGCGUCCCUGUGGGAGGCUUUGCGGAGCUGAUGGGCUCUAACGGUCCGCAGAGGUUCUGCAUCGAGAAAGUGGGUAAAGAGAAUUGGCUGCCCCGGAGCCACACGUGCUUCAAUCGCCUCGAUUUGCCGCCUUAUAAAUCGUACGAACAAUUGGUCGAAAAGCUGACGUUUGCUAUCGAAGAGACCGAAGGCUUCUCUCAGGAAUAGAGCGCUCAGUCGGCGCCCGAUUCGAGCAUUUCUGCCGCAAAUGCUUGUGUUGAUUGUGUGUCGACACACUUAACGUCAGUCCCCUCUGUGGCUAACGUGUUGUUAUUAGACUUGCGUUUAUGCUUAACAUUAACUCUCAAUUGCAAAGACACUACAAGUUGUUUACCCCUAUAAUUGUUAUCAUAUAUGGAUUUAUCUCUUUUUUAUUUUUUAAAACUUAGAAUUUUAUUGAUUAUAUUUUUGAAUAUGUCAAAUAACACGUUGAUUGAGUACUUAAUGUUAGGC